Dreissena polymorpha is the source of this 3933-nucleotide messenger RNA. RefSeq names its product tetratricopeptide repeat protein 32-like. The transcript is spliced from 3 exons. Gene Ontology annotation, molecular function: protein binding. Lineage: Eukaryota; Metazoa; Mollusca; Bivalvia; Myida; Dreissenidae. Bases 21 to 482 code for a protein of 153 amino acids. The record is from RefSeq and is a predicted model, not a curated record.
GUAAUAAAAUCCAACACAAGAUGUCGACUAACUGCGAGUGCAUAGCCAAUAUUCCAGAUUUUUGCUCAUUUUCAGACACGUCACCAGCAGACAAUUCGUUAGACAAAGAGAAAUCUAUAGAAGCAUAUACGAACUGUAUUGAAGAAGCUAAAAAAUGUCUGCGUUUUACAGAGAAUCCAAUUUCCAGAGAAAAACUGUGUAAGCAGAUAGCCAUUGGCUACAACGAACGAGGCUUUGUACGCUACAGGAAAGUGGAUUUUGAAGACGCCAUAUCCGACUACACCAAGGCUCUGUCCUACGACUCCAGCCUGUAUUUCACACACUACAACCGGGGAUUAAUCCACUAUAGGUUAGGUCGCUUUGAAGAGGCGAUCUACGACAUGAAGGAAGCUCUCAGCCUCAAGCCAGACUUCAAGCCUGCUCAGCAGUGUCUGCAUCAGGCAGAGACGGACAAACAGAACUCUCAAAGCAGUCAACAAUAGUGGCUUUGGUUUUCCGUAUUAUGGACAAACAGAACUCUCAAAGCAGUCAACAAUAGUGGCUUUGGUUUACCGUAUUAUGGACAAACAGAACUCUCAAAGCAGUCGACAAUAGUGGCUUUGGUUUACCGUAUUAUGGACAAACAGAACUCUCAAAGCAGUCAACAAUAGUGGCUUUGGUUAACAGUUCUAUGGACAAACAGAACUCUCAAAGCAGUCAACAAAAGGCGCUCUGGUUUACCAUACUAUGAACAAACAGAACUCUCAAAGCAGUAAACAAUAGUGGCUCUAGUUUACUGUAUUAUGGACAAACAGAACUCUCAAAGCAGUCAACAAUAGUGGCUCUGGUUUGCCAUACUAUUGACAAACAGAACCCUCAAAGCAGUCAACAUUAGUGGCUCUAGUUUACUGUACUAUGGACAAACAGAACUCUCAAAGCAGUCAACAAUAGUGGCUCUUGUUUACCGUAUUAUGGACAAACAAAACUCUCAAAGCAGUCAACAAUAGUCGCUCUGGUUUACCGUAUUAUGGACAAACAGAACUCUUAAAGCAGUCAACAAAAGGCGCUCUGGUUUACCGUACUAUGGACAAACAGAACUCUCAAAACAGUCAACAAUAGUGGCUUUGGUUUACCGUACUAUGGACAAACAGAACUCUCAAAGCAGUCAACAAUAGUGGCUCUUGUUUACCGUACUAUGGACAAACAGAACUCUCAAAGCAGUCAACAAUAUCAGCUUUGUUUUACCUAACCAUGUUCAACCAGAACUCUCAAAGCAGUCAACAAAAGUGGCUUUGGUUUACCAUACUAUGGACGAACAGAACUCUCAAAGCAGUCAACAAUAGUGGCUUUAGUUUACAGUUCUAUGGACAAACAGAACUCUCAAAGCAGUCAGCAAUAGUGGCUUUGGUUUACCAUACUAUGGACAAACAGAACUCUCAAAGCAGUCAACAUUAGUGGCUCUGGUUUAUCGUACUAUGGACAAACAGAAUCCUCAAAGCAGUCAACAUUAGCGGCUCUUGUUUACCGUAUUAUGGACAAACAAAACUCUCAAAGCAGUCAACAAUAGUCGCUCUGGUUUACUGUAUUAUGGACAAACAGAACUCUCAAAGCAGUCAACAAAAGGCGCUCUGGUUUACCUUACUAUGGACAAACAGAACUCUCAAAACAGUCAACAAUAGUGGCUUUGGUUUACCGUACUAUGGACGAACAGAACUGUCAAAGCAGUCAACAAAAGGCGCUCUGGUUUACCGUACUAUGAACAAACAGAACUCUCAAAGCAGUCAACAAUAGUCGCUCUGGUUUACCGUAUUAUGGACAAACAGAACUCUCAAAGCAGUCAACAAUAGUGGCCCUUGUUUACCGUAUUAUGGACAAACAAAACUCAAAGCCGUCAACAAAAGUUGCUCUGGUUUACCGUAUUAUGGACAAACAGAACUCUCAAAGCAGUCAGCAAAAGGCGCUCUGGUUUACCUUACUAUGGACAAACAGAACUCUCAAAACAGUCAACAAUAGUGGCUUUGGUUUACCUUACUAUGGACAAACAGAACUCUCAAAGCAGUCAACAAAAGUGGCUCUUGUUUACCGUACUAUGGACAAACAGAACUCUCAAAGCAGUCAACAAUAUCAGCUUUGUUUUACCUUACCAUGUUCAACCAGAACUCUAAAAGCAGUCAACAAAAGUGGCUUUGGUUUACCGUACUAUGGACGAACAGAACUCUCAAAGCGGUCACCAAUAGUGGCUUUAGUUUACCGUACUAUGGACAAACAGAACUCUCAAAGCAGUCAGCAAUAGUGGCUUUGGUUUACUUUACUAUGGACAAACAGAACUCUCAAAGCAGUCAACAUUAGUUGCUCUGGUUUACCGUACUAUGGACAAACAAAACUCUCAAAGCAGUCAACAUUAGUGGCUCUGGUUUACCGUACUAUGGACAAACAGAACUCUCAAAACAGUCAACAUUAGUGGCUCUGGUUUACCGUACUAUGGACGAACAGAACUCUCAAAGCAGUCAACAAAAGGCGCUCUGGUGUAUCAUACUAUGGACAAUAGGAACUCUCAAAGCAGUCAAAAUUUGUGGCUCUCGUAUACUGUAUUCCUUUUCGUGUGAAUUCCAAAAACUCACAAAAGGCAAUCAAGUUCUUGAUAUGCCACCCCCCCCCAUUUCAUGUGGUACCAAUGGAUUUGCCCAUAUCCAAUUAUUUGCUUUUCCAUUGGUCUAGUACGGUUAUUGCUCUUUUUAACAAAAACAGCACAUUUUUGGACUUAAGUCUUGUUGAGCUUAAAAAUUAGAUCUGCUGUACAAUGAAACUUUCAGGGUUUUUUUUCCACUUUUUGGGAAGAUAGCCCAUGGCUUUGGAAUUGGGAAUUUUAUCGGCAUUUUCAUGAAAUUGAGAAAAUAAAUUCAUUAGCCUUUUUUCCACACGAAAAGUCCACUGAUUAGGAAAAUACUAAAUUUGAUUUAGCUCUUUAUAAUCAUUCAAAUUAAAAGAAAAAAAAUCAUAUAAUACUUUGUUAUAUGUAAUUGAAUUAAAAUUGAGAUAAAAUACACAUAAGACUUCUUUCAAAAAAAAAAAAAAAAAAAAUUUUUUUUUUUUUUUAGGCAAUUGGGAAUUUUUUGCCACAUUUUGGGGAAAAAAGUAUACUUUUUGGGAUUGGGAACAUAGCCGAAUUUCGGCUAUAAAAUCGGGCCAAAAAAACCCUGACUUUAUACAAAUAAUAUUACACUGAACAGAGGAAUUAUGACCCUUUAAAAUAUUAUUUUGGUAAACUUGUGUCACACGGCACUAAACAAAUAUUACUGUUAGAGUGAUGAAGUUUGCUAAACAAUUACAUAUUGUUAAGCAUGUGAACUUGUGUGCCUAGGUAUACAUUAAAAUAGUUGCAUAGUUGCAAUUGUGACAGCCAGCGUAAUAUGGGGCUUUCUAAGUCCAUUGAACACCCAGUCUAGUUCUAGUUAUGGAUUUAUGUGCGAUUUGUUAUACAACCAUAUCUGGAAAUUUUACCUUUUUACAACGGUUCUUAUUUUAAACAUUCAGUGUUUGUCUGCGUUAUAAAUUUAUGUGUUGUGUUUUAUCUUUCAUAAUCAUCAUGAUUUCAAUAUUUGUAUUCAGAAUCUUUAUUUAUUUGUAAACAUAGUCGAGCACAAGAUAUGUUAGUGUACAUAUCUUCAUCAUCCUAAUAACGUAAAGAUUAAAGAGAUGUAUUGUACCUUUCUUAUGUAUCUACAAUCUAACAAUGUAAUAACGCAUAAUUAUGUCUCUGGUUGCAGACGUCACUUUCGGAACCAUUCAAAAUAUUUAGUUUGGUUAGUAUAUUGCAUAUUCAUACAUGUACUUUAGAGAAAGAAAAUGUCUGAAGUCAGCACUGGUAUAUAAAAGAAGAAUCUGAGGUCCAGUUAAAAAUUAACCAACGCAGCCCUUGCAGGCAUGUGUGUUUGUAAAUUAAGUUGUUUUUUU